AUGUUCUCCAAGAUUGCCGUCCUCGCCGCUGUUGGCGCUGCCGCCGCCAUGCCAGCCUACUCUGAGCAGCCAGCCGCGUACUCUGAGCCAGCCGGUUACGAAACGACCACCGCUCCGCCAGCAUACAGCUCGCAGCCUCCAGCCUAUGGCGAAUCUUCUUCUUCCGCCGCUCCUCACAGCGAGUCGAAGCCGCCGGUUUACGGAUCUUCGUCUUCCUCUGCCGUCGGGUACAGCUCGCAGCCGCCAGUCUACGGAUCUUCUUCCUCCGCAGGCGCGUACAGCUCAAGCAAGCCUCCGGUUUACGGAUCGUCUUCCUCUUCCGCUCCCGGAGGCUACUCUCACGGCUGGGGCGCUUCGUCCUCGACUGCCCCUGCUGGAUAUUCUGCAUCUUCGGCCUACGGCUGGUCCUACCCUGGCUACGGAUCUUCCUCUUCCGCAUCCGCCGUGCCAUCUAGCUACCCUGGCUACGGAUCUUCUUCUUCCGCAUCCGCCGUGCCAUCUAGCUACCCUGGCUACGGAUCUUCUUCUUCCGCAUCCGCCGUGCCAUCUAGCUACCCUGGCUACGGAUCGUCUUCUUCUGGAUAUGCCGUUUCGUCUUCAUCCGUGGCCUGGUACCCAAGUUCCAGCAGUGGUGUGAUCUACCCAACCGGUGGCUACCCACACAACGGCGGUGGAUAUCCCCACACUUCCACCUGGACCGUCCCGAUCACCACGUCGUACACCACUCACGUGCCAUGCUCGACCAACACCGACAUCACGUCGACCGAGACGAUCUACACGAGCUACUACACCACCAAGACUUCCGUCGUGGUCGAGCCAACUCCAUACCACCCUGGUGGCGAAUCCCCUCACAACGGUGGUUCUUACCCUGGCGGCGAGUCUCCUCACAACGGCGGUUCGUACCCUGGCGGCGAGUCUCCUCACAACGGUGGCUCGUACCCUGCCGGCGGCCACCCAAGCAGCCCAGGCUCUUACCCUGGCCACGGAAAUGGCAACGGCAACGGCGAGCAGUGCAACUGCCCUGAGGCUCCUGCAGGCGGCUACAUCACCGUCACCGUGACCAAGUACGCUGAGCCAACCGCCUGCGCCGGCGAGCAUCCCUCUGGAUACCCAACCCCCUCUUCUUCCGAGGGCGCCUACUACCCAAGCUCCUCCUCCGCCGCCUACUACGGCAGCUCUUCCUCCGCCGCCGCCUACUCCUCGUCCAAGUCAGCGCCUACUCUUCCUCGGCCCCGGCUGGCUACUCUUCCGCCGCUCAAGCCUACUCUUCCUCGGCCCCGGCUGGCUACUCUUCCGCCCCACCAGCCUACUCGGAGCCCACCGCCGCCCCGACCUACGGUGCUUAAGCGUUGA
This is a messenger RNA of Saxophila tyrrhenica, 1353 nucleotides long. RefSeq lists its product as uncharacterized. The transcript is spliced from 3 exons. The record is from RefSeq and is a predicted model, not a curated record. The coding region runs from base 1 to 1353 and encodes 450 amino acids. NCBI's taxonomy places the organism in Eukaryota, Fungi, Ascomycota, Dothideomycetes, Mycosphaerellales, Extremaceae.